Messenger RNA from Papilio xuthus (Asian swallowtail), 693 nucleotides. RefSeq lists its product as uncharacterized. Bases 1 to 693 code for a protein of 230 amino acids. NCBI's taxonomy places the organism in Eukaryota, Metazoa, Arthropoda, Insecta, Lepidoptera, Papilionidae. The record is from RefSeq and is a predicted model, not a curated record. The transcript is spliced from 2 exons.
AUGUACAAUUAUUAUACUUUAAUAAUUUUCAAGUACCUGGGAUGCACUAUAACGGACACCAAUACACGAGAAGAGGAAAUUAACAUCCGGAUUCACAACGCCCUCCGUUGUAGUGCCGCUCUGCACCAAGUGUUAGUGUCGAAGCUACUGAGCAGAAGAACCAAGAUACGGAUAUACAAAACAGUGAUAAGACCGAUCUUGCUAUACGGCUGCGAAACCUGGACACUGACCCUUAAAGAGGAGGAAAAGCUUCUGGUGGCGGAAAGAAAAAUCAUGCGCAAGAUCCUGGGCCCAACACUAAGAGAAGACGGCAGCUGGAGAACCCGCUACAACGCGGAAAUUGAGACGCUGGUGGGUGAGCCGAAUAUCAUCGGAGAAGCAAAAGCUCAAAGACUCCGAUGGCUGGGCCACCUCAUGAGGAUGGGGGAAGAUCGAAAGUCCAAAGCAGCAUACCUCGGGACCCCGAUUGGCCGCCGACCCAUCGGUCGGCCCAGGUACCGCUGGCGAGACGCCGUAGAGCUGGAUCUGCGGGAGCUACAAGCGAUGGACUGGCAGGAGAAGGCGCAAGACAGGCGACUUUGGCGUUCAUAUCCACUACACCACUACAAGCCGCUACCAUCAGCACCAAAAUACCGAAAAUCAAAUUGGCACAAAAUACAACGUCUUAUAGCCAAUCCAUUUAUAGAGGAAUGA